Messenger RNA from Echinops telfairi (small Madagascar hedgehog), 933 nucleotides. Its product is annotated as olfactory receptor 10J1-like. Lineage: Eukaryota; Metazoa; Chordata; Mammalia; Afrosoricida; Tenrecidae. The record is from RefSeq and is a predicted model, not a curated record. Gene Ontology annotation, cellular component: membrane. Gene Ontology annotation, molecular function: G protein-coupled receptor activity; olfactory receptor activity. The coding region runs from base 1 to 933 and encodes 310 amino acids. Gene Ontology annotation, biological process: G protein-coupled receptor signaling pathway. The transcript has a single exon.
AUGAACAGAGAAAACUACACAGUGGUGCGUGACUUUGUUUUACAGGGUUUCUCCAGCUUCCAUGAACACAAGCUGACGCUUUUUGUGGUAUUUUUUGCCUUGUACCUUUUAACGCUGGCUGGAAAUGUGAUCAUUGUGACCCUCAUCAGCAUUGAUCGUCACCUCCACACGCCCAUGUACUUCUUCCUUACUAUGCUAUCUGUUUCUGAGACCAUGUACACACUGGUCAUUGUACCACGAAUGCUUGCCAGCCUCAUAGGCCUCAGCCAACCCAUUUCCUUGGCUGGUUGCGCCACCCAGAUGUUUUUUUUCAUCACUUUGGCCAUCAACAAUUGUUUUCUGCUCACAGCAAUGGGGUAUGACCGGUAUGUGGCAAUUUGCAACCCCUUGAGGUACAUGGUCAUCAUGAGCAAGAGGGUGUGUGCCCAGCUGGUGUGUGGUGCCUGUGGCAUUGGACUGCUUGUGGCCAUCAUUCAGAUUUCUUCUGUGUUCAGGCUGCCCUUUUGUGAUAGAGAGGUGGCACAUUAUUUCUGUGACAUCCGCCCAGUAAUGAAACUCUCCUGUGAUGAUACCACUCUGCAUGACAUCAUUAACUUGAUUGUCAGUUCACUGGUUAUUGUAGUGCCUAUGGGUUGGGUCUUCAUUUCAUACAUCCUCAUCAUCUCCACUAUCCUCAAGAUUGCCUCUGCUGAGGGCCGGAAGAAAGCUUUUGCCACCUGUGCCUCCCACCUCACUGUGGUCAUUGUCCACUAUGGCUGCGCCUCCAUUGCCUACCUCAAGCCCAAAUCAGAAAACACAAAAGAUCAGGACCAACUGAUAUCCGUGACGUAUACAGUUUUCACUCCACUCCUUAAUCCUGUUGUGUAUACUCUAAGGAACAAGGAAGUCAAGGAGGCCCUCUACCGUGCUAUUGGCAAAAAGCCUCCUUCUUAG